AUGUAUUCAGAUACAGACUCAGGCGAAGAAACACCAGUCAUCUAUACGGCGAUUGCAGGCGCAGCUGCCGCGGCGGCAAUCAAGGUGACUGGCAUACUCGAGGGGCAGAUGAUGGAUGCAUCGUCCGACGAGUACUUCACUGAGGAGGAUGCCAGCUCACAAUCCUCCGACGAUGCACAUGAACAAGACAGCGACACCAAAUACGACAAGAAAGGCAACCGUCGCGUACCGCUUCUGAGCGACUGGCCGGCACUACCAUCGCCCGCCGCAUCUCGACGCAUGGCGAUUGAGCAAGGCGUCCGAAAGUUUCACCACAGCCAAGCCGAAUUGCAGAAGUCCAUCGCUGGCGUGAAGAGAACACAGGCGAUGACAGCUGCUUCUGCUGCCGCCGACGGUGAACACGCGACAAAGAGGGCGAAGACGAUAGCCUCCGUGGGCCCGGCGCUGGACGCCGUCGCAAUCCAUCCGGUCCGGCUUACACCGCGACGGACCAAGUCGAAGCACCGGCAAGAGUUGAUGGAGGUAACCUGUGACCGGGUCACCCGCAUCCUCGAUCAGUGCACGGGCAUAAUGAAGAGCAUAGAAAAGGAGAUGCGCGACCCUGUUCAGCUGGUGACGACCGAUGUGAAGGACAUCUUUGGGCCCGAACUGGUACCAUUUGGACUGAAGUCCAUUGCAACGGAAUUCAGAGAGACGAGAAUGGACGAAAUGUACAUGAGGUUCUUGCUGCCGAAGAAACGGGCACACCUGAGAAGCCAAGGGCUCGUGGUCCCUCCUCGAGAAUUCAUCAUAAAGAAGGCUGUAGCCGACACUUAUGCCUGA
Messenger RNA from Colletotrichum scovillei, 822 nucleotides. Its product is annotated as RF-1 domain-containing protein. Bases 1 to 822 code for a protein of 273 amino acids. NCBI's taxonomy places the organism in Eukaryota, Fungi, Ascomycota, Sordariomycetes, Glomerellales, Glomerellaceae. The transcript is spliced from 2 exons. The record is from RefSeq and is a predicted model, not a curated record.